Messenger RNA from Pogonomyrmex barbatus (red harvester ant), 939 nucleotides. RefSeq lists its product as uncharacterized. The record is from RefSeq and is a predicted model, not a curated record. NCBI's taxonomy places the organism in Eukaryota, Metazoa, Arthropoda, Insecta, Hymenoptera, Formicidae.
GACUAAUUCGACAAUUGCAAUAUUUUAAAGCUUGUUGCUAUUCUGUUCUAUUCAGUUACAUGCCAAAUCGAUAAAACUUAGAAUCAAGUUGUUUUUAACUUAGACUCCAACAGUCUUUAAACAUACGGUGGGAAACGUGUACGUCAGUCGCAGCAUUUUACUUCCGUCCGUUUUCUCCAACAAUGUGCACGUUGCAGGUGAGAAUCUGCAAAGCACGACAAUGACAUCGACGACUUCCACAUCAUUCGGAAGCGAGAUGACUGAAACUGUCUCGAAUUCUAUGAACACUGAGGAAGUGUCGGACGUGGAUUUCACGGACAUAUUACAGCGUGGCACCAUCGUCGCGGUAGCUCCGAUGGAACUGGCAUUUUCCGCUCAAUUAGGAGUGAACCGCGAUAUGAUCAUCGGCAGUGAAAAAGAGGUAAUUAUGACGAUAAUUUAUAUGUAAGACACAGAAAUUUACACGUUUUGAAUGAACCUUGUGGUAAAAAAUGCAAGUGCAUGUAAAUAAAUUUACAUUUAAGAGCCAACUCCCUCGACGUCACUUACCUUCGUCUGUAUGUGCUCUCUCCAUGGGGAUCAUUCCAUCGGAACGGUGAUACGAGGGGAGAAAGCGGGUAAGGGAGUAAUCGGCGUCGGUGGAAUCGAUCCUAAAUCAUCCUUGAUCUUACUACCCUGUGUUUCAGCCUGCUGCGCCAAUGGCAGCGUUCAAUUUCCGCUCCACCUGUACCCUGUUUUUUUUUUGUUGUAUACAUGUUCCGAGAUAACCUGAUGCUGCGUGUUGCAGACAGAGCAGCGCGCGAGCAACCGCUCGCAAUAUCAACGGAUCAGAACAGAACAGGCAUGCACUUGACGGUUUUACGACCGUACAUUGCUCUUGAAGGGCCAAACUUCAAAAAAUGUACUGCUGCAGCAAAAAGUUAGACCACAAUUAAAAAA